Molecule: messenger RNA, 1144 nt
Organism: Thalassophryne amazonica
Lineage: Eukaryota; Metazoa; Chordata; Actinopteri; Batrachoidiformes; Batrachoididae
Gene: tmem169b
Product: transmembrane protein 169b
Exons: 2
Coding region: 97-996 (299 amino acids)
Source: RefSeq, a predicted model, not a curated record
AAAACACAAUGGGCAAACAUAGAUUGUGCUGCUUGGGAGCUGACCAUUAAAGCAUCCACUGCAACCAUCCAGUGAUUUUUCCGGUCGGGUGACAUCAUGGAGCAGGUGGAGGAGGCGCAGACAGAGGGUGAGGGAAGCCCUCAAAUGGUCUCCUUAAGAUCAGACAACCAUGUGGAUGACGGCGAAGUGGGACCCUCCAUUCGGAGGAAGAGAAGGAAGAAGAAAGACCCGCGUCCAGAGUCCAUCAUUGUGUACCGUUCCGAAAUAGAAAGGGCACCUGGAGAGGAGAACUGUGGUGAUGAAGGAGCAGAGAGGAGCACAGAGGAGGGUGCUAAAUUCCUCUCUACACCAACAAGUGAAGGAGGAGCUUGGAAUAUUCCUCCAGACAGUCGCUAUGUGACACUGACCGGCACCAUCACCCGGGGCAAGAAGAAGGGUCAAGUAGUGGACAUCCAUGUCACAUUGACAGAAAAGGAGCUGAGAGAACUGGCCAAGUCAAAGGAACGUCUCGAUGCAGAGUGCGAGGCUGGAGAAGGAUUCAAGCGUUCAUGCAGCCUCGGUGUGUGUCAAGGGCCCCAUGUUGUUUUCUGGAGCAUCUCCUGUGCCCCUGUGGUGUUUCUCCUCUCCUUCAUCACCUCUUUCUACUAUGGUACCCUCACCUGGUACAAUGUCUUCCUGGUUUACAAUGAGGAGCGGACGUUUUGGCACAAGAUUACGAUUUGCCCCUUCCUCAUCAUCUUUUACCCCAUGCUCAUCAUGCCCAUGGCACUGUUGCUGGCUCUGUACUCUGCUGUGGUUCAGGUGUCCUGGGCCUUCAGCGAGUGGUGGCUGGCGGUGCGAGACUUGGAGAAGGGCUUCUGCGGCUGGGCCUGUGGGAAGCUGGGCUUAGAAGACUGUUCCCCAUAUAGCAUAGUGGAGCUGCUUGACUCUGACACAGUAUCUGGAACUUUGCAGAGCAAAGCUGCCAGUGAACAUGCCCAGACAUCAUCAGUGUGAAAGGGGGCAUUGAGUUCUAAGACACAUAUUAACUAAGGCCUAAAUCAAAGCUGCCAACACUUUCAACAUGAUUAAGGUUCAACAUGGAGAAAGUUCUUUCUAUUAUAGCAAAGCAUACUGAACAAAGCACUCCAUGCAACAGCAACAA